Myotis lucifugus (little brown bat) is the source of this 2352-nucleotide messenger RNA. It is a transcript of the gene APOM, whose product is annotated as apolipoprotein M. Gene Ontology annotation, biological process: high-density lipoprotein particle assembly; high-density lipoprotein particle remodeling; cholesterol efflux. The record is from RefSeq and is a predicted model, not a curated record. Gene Ontology annotation, molecular function: phospholipid binding; lipid carrier activity. Gene Ontology annotation, cellular component: high-density lipoprotein particle; low-density lipoprotein particle; very-low-density lipoprotein particle. The coding region runs from base 1678 to 2244 and encodes 188 amino acids. The transcript has 6 exons. NCBI's taxonomy places the organism in Eukaryota, Metazoa, Chordata, Mammalia, Chiroptera, Vespertilionidae.
GUCCUCGCCCGCGCCGCGCCGCGCCACUCCUGCGGCGGCUCCGGAAGUCACCCUGUGCUGGGCGGUUGGGGCUGGCUCGCGAGCUGUCUUCCGUCCGGGCGUGUCGUUGGGCCUAAUUUCGGUUCCGUCCGGUGGGCGUUUUGCGGAGUGCGGGUGCCGUGUUUCUCACCGGCGGUGCGCGGCCGAGGGAACACGUUUUUCAGAAGCUAAGCGUUUCCUACCUCUCAGGACUUCUGUCCCCCAAAAACGGCACCUCCGAGGUUGGGAGUUGAGAGCAAACGAAGUCCGACCACCGGACCGAAACACCAGAUUCCGGCCGUGGGGACUUGAAGGGGCCGCCACAGGGUUUCUGCAGGCCGAGGUCCGGGGUUACUGCUCCGCCGCCUUCGCCCCCGGCCCGGCCCUUCUGGGGUUCUUGGUUUAUACCCGGGUCCCACUACUGUUUCAGUCCAGGGUUCCACGUACUGUCACGUUUAUAAGUCAUUCAACAGGAGAUGGUUAUUACAUACAGCUAGGGAACUGACAGAUGCAGGCCUACCGGACUCCCUGGGUCAAGCACUGCGUUACUGCCCCAGUACAUUUUUUAGUUUUUUUAAAUAAAAAAUGUCAAACAUUACCCCAAAAGAAAAUAGCAUACUGAGCCUUCAGAUAGCCCAAAUCUUAAGCCUUACCUCUCAGGACAAACCUUUUUUUUUUUGGCAGUCUAUAAGUUAUAAUUAAGAAAGUCCCACAUUUCAUUGCAUUAACUGCUCAACCCUCUUGGUACUAUUAUUUGGGACUGUAUUACCCACCAGAAACUAAUAAUCACUUUACAAGCAUCACUUCAGCGAAUAUUUACUUUGGACUUGCCAGGUAUAGGCUUUUGCAAAGGGCUUUAUAUGCAUUAUCUCUUAAUCCACUGAGAUUGAUGAUUUGCUCAUUUUAAAGAUGAAAAAGCAGGCAUAGAGAUUAAUAAAUAGAGUUGGGGCUUGAACCCACUCUGCCCAGCACCAGUGUCUAUCUGUCCCCCUUAACCACUAGAUUAUGUAGUUUCUUAGAGUAAUAAACAUGGAAUGAACUGUGUCAGUGAGCUUUUCUGGAUGGUGUACAUAUUAUUUCCCCAAUUAUAAACCAGAGAAAAAGCCACCCAUCAGGCAUGCCUCAGAACCUGGUUCAUACCUGUCUGAAAGCACUUAUCAGGUUGUAUUACAAUGAUUUGUUUACACAGUUAGUUCUCCUUAGACUGACUUCUUCAAGGCCAGAGACUAUGGCUUAUUCAUUUUUAUGUCCCCAGGGCUUAGCCAAUUCCUGGCAAACAGCUGAGACUUAAUAAAAAGUUUGCUAAGUGAAUGAAUGAAUCCACCUCUCCAAUGCUGCACAACACAGCAGAUACCCAACUCAGAUAAAGACCACCGUCUCUGCCUGCAGGGCUCAGCUCUUCUGAUAAUUCCCAAAAGACCCUGGACAUGCCAGGGUGUGUUGUAGAGUGGCUGCAUCUAGAAGAGGGGGAGGAAGGGCCAAACACUGUAAGUAAUCAAUGUUUGGAAAACAAGGUUGAAGUUACUCAUUAGCAGGAAAAGGGUCAAGGGUCAAGGCAAAGGGGCUGGAAGCAGAGUGGACUGACCAGCCAGUGGGGAAGAGAAUAGUUAAGGCACCAGCCACUCCACGAGGAACAUACCAGCUCCCUGUUGCCUGAAGAUGUUCCACCAAAUUUGGGCAGCUCUGCUUUACCUCUAUGGCAUUCUCCUUAAUUCCAUCUACCAGUGCCCUGAGCUGAGUCAACUGACAACUCAGGAAAUGGAUGGGAAAGAGUUUCCAGAGCCCCACCUGGGCCAGUGGCAUUUUAUUGCAGGGGCAGCUCCCACCAAGGAGGAGUUGGCAACUUUUGACCCUGUGGACAACAUUGUCUUCAACAUGGCUGCGGGCUCUGCCCCCACGCAGCUCCAGCUUCGUGCUACCAUUCGCACGAAAACUGGGUCCUGUGUGCCCCGGGAAUGGAUCUACCACCUGACUGAAGGGAGCACAGAUCUCAGAACUGAAGGCCGCCCCGACAUGAAGACCGAGCUCUUCUCCAGCUCAUGCCCAGGGGGAAUCAUGCUGAAGGAGACGGGCCAGGGCUACCAGCGCUUCCUGUUCUACAACCGCUCACCAUACCCUCCUGAGAAGUGUGUGGAGGAAUUCCAGUCCCUGACCUCCUGCCUGGACUCCAAGGCCUUCUUACUGACUCCCAGGAAACAAGAGGCCUGCAAGCAGUCCAGUGACUGACCCGUGGCUUCAUCUGUGCCCCCAGAUGUAUUUGUGGGACUGAGAUUGUGGUGAAGAGAAGCCGGAGGUGCCCUUCUAAGAGUAAUAAAGACGAUUUUUCAAUCCUCA